Molecule: messenger RNA, 1527 nt
Organism: Alosa alosa (allis shad)
Lineage: Eukaryota; Metazoa; Chordata; Actinopteri; Clupeiformes; Clupeidae
Exons: 3
Coding region: 157-1476 (439 amino acids)
Source: RefSeq, a predicted model, not a curated record
GUUGCUUAAGUCUGUACAAGGCCUUACAGGUUCUGAAUCUUCAGUGCAUCAGGAUGGUUCUGUGGGCGUUUCAGAGGCAGGGUUGACUGCACUGGAUAUCACUGACACAGUUGUCAAGGGUGUGGAGAGCCUGUUACACUGCCCAGAAAGUUUGAGAUGACAAGCCAAGAGGCUGGUGUCACUGAACCACUGGUCACCUCCCACAGCUCAACAGAAAAUGGAAAACCAUCUAACAUCUUCUCCAUUACACAGGGCAUUUUUCAAAACCUACAGAGAAAGGUGAACGGCUUUCUCUCAAAACACCAUGCUUCAGAUGGUAAGAGGAGCCAGAAUGAUACCAAAGAAGCUCUUGGUACUGUACUUAUUUCAACUGAAGAUAGACAACCAGGCUCAGAUGACUCAACAAAGGGGUAUGGUGCACUCUCAGGUUUUUCUCUAGAGGAAAAUCUUCAGACACUCUCUAAAGACCUCACUGACCGUAUCAAAUGUGUUCUCUCGGACAGCAACUCAGACCCUCAAGUUAUUACACUGAUAGCAGGGAAAAGCUCAUCCGAUUCUGCGCUUGUCAUGAAAGAAAACAGACAUGCACAAAAGAAGGACGCCGCACUCGAAAUGGUAUAUGUCUUUGCCGAGGAGGCAAUCAGAUAUAUGCUUCAACCACAUUUUAGACUUCCAUCAAAACUGACCACCAAUGAAGGAUUUCCUGUACGGCCUGUUUACAGUGACGCCAUUGAUCUUUUCACUAAAGUGAUGGUGCACCAAGUAAUGAAUACUGUAGAGACAGUUGUGGAACAGGGGGGCAGUGUUCGAUCGGACAAAGUUCAGGGCAGCAGCAGACCAUCUAGUUCUACAUUCAAUCAUGAGUUUGUCCUUCAACAUUUAGAUGAGAACACAGAUACAACAGAUUCCUCCCUUCCCCUUUUGGACUCUGAUGAAUACUCCUGCUUGGUCACCAUGCUGAUCCUGAGGUUACUUUCGAAGAUCAAAGAUCAACAACUCGUUUCUGCCGAUCUCAUAGAUGUCACCAGAGACCUAAUUGAGAGGGUUCUCUUGGAGUUUACAGAUGUUUCAAGAUCAGCAACACACCCAAAGAAUGCCAAAGUGCAUAAGGUCUACAGAAUUGUUUAUGAUUACCUCAUGAAGGGGCUUGGCACCACCACUGCCCUUAAGGCUAUUGAGACACAGGAUCUCUCCUUUGACCAACUGCUGAUCAUGGCUUUGACAAAACAACUCCUGCACACAUGUGACACACAAGAUCCAACCACCCAGAAAACACCCCGACCUGAGAAGACUCCCAAAUUGAAGAUCAACCUAAAGAGACAUAAGUUAGGCAAUGCCAACGUGAGCCCAGUGCAGGAGGAUCAAGACACAAACCCAUGUGAAGGCACCUCAGCCCCCCUCCUCCUGAGGAUGGUGCUUCACCAGAGCCUAACGACUGCUCUGCCAUCUGCAAGAUGUUUUCAUGCUGCAAGAUGAAGAAGUGAGAAACCAGCUUGACAAUCACAAUAAAAACACUGCAUGCACUCA